UUAGUUUAUUUCCGUUCACUUGAGUUGAAGGAAGGAGCGCAUUCUUUUCUACUUUCAGUUGAUUUUUUCCUUAAUUUCGUUUGGGUUUGCGUUCUGAAUUUUAAUUUCGUCUUUCGGUUAUUUUUUUUUGUACAAAAUAAAAAAUAUCUUAAAAUAAACAAAAAAAAAAAAAAACUGAAACAAUUGAAAAAGGUUUUAAAAUUAGUUUGUGUUCCAAUUCAAUUCGGGUCUUUUCUUCUGUUUCCAAUAAAACUAUUGUGACUAUAAGUAAAUCUGACAAAUACUUGUUUAUAGCAAAAGUAAAAAAAAAGUAAAACUAAAGUAUUUUUAGACUUUCUAGAAAGGAAUAUUAGUUUCAAACUGGGAAUUUAAGGUCGACAUACGAAUAAAUUUAAUUCGCAUAUUGAUCUCGAAUAGUGUCUGACCAAAGACUUCCGAUAUUGUAACAAUCAAACCAACAUGCUUUCUUAGAAAAGAAAGGUAUAACUUAUGCGAAAGAACGAAUUACUUUGUGCGUAGCAAAAGCGGAAUUUGUUGAACCAUAUUUGGUAAAUUCAAUGUAUAUUACACCCACAUUUUGUUUAUUACUAAAAAACCUAAUUGUGCAAACCGUAGACCGUUCAUUCGGGUUGAAGUGCUGCUCGUUUGACUCUAUAAAUGGUGUCAACUAAUAAACAAUAAACUAAAUAGGAAAUGAACAAUCAGUAUUAUUGUCAAGCUGGUGAAACUGUAGAAGCAAAAUACAUUAACUAUCUUGAAGACAAUCAUAAUUUAAUAUUUUUAAUAUCAAAGUUGUUUAUUUAAACAUUUUUGUCAGAGGUUUUUUUACGAGACUUCACGUCAACAUUUUUUGCUAAAAUCAUUUUUCUUCGUUGCCGUGCGAUUUCUGAUUUCCGAUUUCCGGACGUUACGAAUCCACAUAUUUAAAACGAUUUUUUUUGUCUUUAAAUGAUGACCUCGAGUGCUAAUAGCAACAAAAUGGUUGAAGGACAACAACAGCAAAACGGUAGUAGUGGUGGUUCCGGAGCUGCUGCUGGUAACGUCGUUAGUGGUAGUGGCAGCUCAGCGGCAACUGCAAAUACUACUGAAAAUCCUACCAAUAACAACAACAACAAUAAUAAUACAAAAACCAACAACAACAACGCUAUAGCUAGUGAUCCUAAAACCAAUUUAAUUGUGAAUUACCUACCACAAACAAUGUCACAAGAGGAGAUACGAUCGUUGUUUGUUAGCUUCGGAGAAGUGGAGAGCUGCAAAUUGAUUAGGGAUAAGGUGACAGGCCAAAGCCUCGGUUAUGGAUUCGUAAAUUACGUGAAGCAGGAGGAUGCCGAGAAAGCCAUAAGCUCGCUCAAUGGAUUACGUUUGCAGAAUAAAACAAUUAAAGUCUCAAUUGCCCGUCCUAGCUCUGAAUCAAUCAAGGGAGCUAAUUUAUAUGUAUCUGGUCUUCCAAAAAAUCUCACCCAACCAGAUCUCGAAGUACUAUUCAGUCCAUACGGCAAAAUAAUUACCUCAAGAAUUUUAUGUGACAAUAUCACAGGUCUCUCGAAAGGUGUUGGUUUUAUACGCUUUGAUCAACGUCAUGAGGCUGACCGUGCUAUCAAAGAGCUAAAUGGAACAAUACCCAAAAAUGCCACAGAUGCCAUCAUUGUUAAAUUCGCCAAUAAUCCCAGUAAUAAUAAAGCAUUGCAGCCAUUGGCUGCUUAUUUAACACCACAGAACGCCCGAGCACGGGGCUUUCCAGCCGCUGCUGCAGCUGUUGGAGCAGCUGCUGCUAUCCAUCCUUCAGCAGCAAGUCGUUAUAGUUCGGUGAUUUCGCGAUAUUCGCCUUUAGCUAGUGAUCUGUUGGCAAAUACAAUCCUACCAGGAAAUCCUAUCAGCGGGUCUGGUUGGUGCAUUUUUGUAUACAAUUUGGCACCAGAGACAGAGGAGAAUGUGUUGUGGCAGCUUUUUGGACCUUUUGGUGCCGUGCAGUCGGUUAAAGUUAUUCGUGAUUUGCAGACCAAUAAAUGCAAAGGUUUUGGGUUUGUCACAAUGACUAACUAUGAGGAAGCAGUCGUUGCCAUACAAUCGCUCAAUGGCUAUACUCUGGGUAACCGUGUGCUUCAAGUCAGCUUUAAGACGAAUAAAACAAAGCAAACGUAAUUAUUAACGAAACUAACUGAUGUUAUGUA
Messenger RNA from Ceratitis capitata (Mediterranean fruit fly), 2171 nucleotides. RefSeq names its product ELAV-like protein 2. Lineage: Eukaryota; Metazoa; Arthropoda; Insecta; Diptera; Tephritidae. The record is from RefSeq and is a predicted model, not a curated record. The coding region runs from base 949 to 2142 and encodes 397 amino acids. Gene Ontology annotation, molecular function: RNA binding. Gene Ontology annotation, cellular component: ribonucleoprotein complex. The transcript is spliced from 8 exons.